AGUAGCAAUAAGAGAAUUUAUCGUACAUUUUCAGAAAUUAAACACAAGAGUAAUUACAAAAGUUACUACUAGUAUGUAUCUUUUGUUGAUUUAAUACUCAAACAACAAGAGGCCAUGUAUUUAUUUAUUUAUUUAAUGGGGAACACUAGCCAUUAAAUAUCUCCACUCUUCACUCUUCUUACCAAAGACUCUUCUCCCUCUCUUCUUCAAAGCCUCUCUCUUUUUUUUUUCUUCCCCACUUAUUCACUUUUAUAUUGCUUCAGAGUUAUCGGCGAAGAAGAAGAAGUAGAAGACAACAUCAUCAUGAGUCUUCUACGUCUCCUAGCUCUGUCUCUGCUCAUCUCUGUUUCAGGAGCAAAGUUCUCUGGCCGGCCAGGAGUCAACUACGGCCAGCUCGGAAACAACCUCCCUUCACCCUCCGACUCUGUCAACCUCAUCAAAUCCCUAAACGCUAAACGCGUCAAACUCUACGACGCUAACCCAAAAAUCCUCGCCGCCUUAAACGCCACCGACAUCACCGUCUCCGUCAUGGUCCCCAACGAGCUCCUCGUCAACAUCUCUAAAUCCGAAUCACUCUCCGACGACUGGAUCCGAUCCAACAUCCUCCCGUUUUACCCAACCACCAAGAUCCGUUACCUCCUCGUCGGCAACGAGAUCCUCUCUUCCCCGGACUCAGAGCUCAAAGCUUCCCUCGUCCCCGCAAUGCGCAAGAUCCAACGCUCAUUGAAGUCUCUCGGCGUUAAAAAGGUCAAAGUCGGAACCUCACUCGCCGUCGAUGUUCUCCAGACUUCGUUUCCACCGUCCAAGGGUGAGUUCCGAGAGGAUAUCUCCGGUUUAGUUAUGAAACCGAUGCUCCAAUUCUUAAACCGGACCAAAUCAUUCUUAUUCGUUGAUGUUUACCCGUAUUUCGCGUGGGCGCAAGAUCAGACCCAUGUGGAUCUCGACUACGCGCUUUUCGAAUCUAACAACGUCACCGUAACGGAUCCGGGCACGAAUUUGACGUACCACAACCUCUUCGAUCAGAUGAUUGACGCAUUCGUCUUCGCUAUGAAACGUCUCGGGUAUCCGGAUGUUCGGAUCUGGGUUGCGGAAACGGGUUGGCCCAAUGGCGGAGAUUACGACCAAAUUGGAGCAAAUAUCUACAACGCCGCCACUUACAACCGCAACGUUGUCAAGAAGCUCGCCGCUGAACCGCCCGUAGGCACGCCCGCCCGUCCCGGGAAGGUUCUACCUUCGUUUGUAUUCGCGCUUUACAACGAGAAUCAGAAAACGGGUCAGGGUACGGAGCGGCAUUUCGGGCUUUUGCAUCCCAACGGGACUCAGGUCUACGGGAUUGACUUGUCGGGGAAGACGACGGAGUACAAGGAAUCGUUGCCGGCGCCGGAGAAUAACGAGGUGUACAAAGGGAAGAUUUGGUGCGUGGUGGCUAAAGGAGCAAAUUGGACUGAGCUUGGUGAAGCUCUAUCGUACGCUUGCUCGCAGGGGAACAAAACCUGUGACCCGAUUCAAAGCGGAGGCCCAUGUCACAAACCCGACUUGGCCGUUUUGCACGCCAGCUACGCUUUUAGCUCUUAUUGGGCCCAGUUUCGUAAGUCCGGUGGGACUUGCUCCUUCAACGGCUUAGCCACCCAAACCAUCAAAGAUCCAAGUUACGGACGCUGCGAGUUCCCGAGCGUGACAUUGUGACGGCUUAGGAGUUACGACAAGGCAUGGCCGAGGUAAAGCCGCACGGUGUUACGGCUUUCAUUGAUAUAAAUUGCACGUGGCGACUCCGUACGAUGAUGUUACGUAGCUUUUGAUUCUUAGAAACGGCACGUGAUUACGGUCCCGUGUGUAUUCAUUUGCUGUUUAUUUAUUUUAUUUUUCCCGCGAAAUAAUGAAAACUCUCAUGAGUAAUAAUAAAUUCGUUUUAUUUCGUGUACUGCUUCGACCGGUCCCCUUAUCUAUGUUUCUAUCAGAACAAAACUAUUAUUUUUUU
Molecule: messenger RNA, 1978 nt
Organism: Capsella rubella
Lineage: Eukaryota; Viridiplantae; Streptophyta; Magnoliopsida; Brassicales; Brassicaceae
Product: probable glucan endo-1,3-beta-glucosidase A6
Exons: 3
Coding region: 304-1686 (460 amino acids)
Biological process (GO): carbohydrate metabolic process
Cellular component (GO): plasma membrane
Molecular function (GO): hydrolase activity, hydrolyzing O-glycosyl compounds
Source: RefSeq, a predicted model, not a curated record